GCCGCUCCGGGGAGUCGCGGCUGUCAGCUUCAAAGCACCACCUCUUUGCACUCAAACUCAAUGGACUCCCAGCCCGCGAAUAUGACCCAGGCUCUGGACAAGGAUUUUGCCCUGACUCAAAAGAGGAAGCGGGGAAACAAUGAGCGAGGGUCUGUUGUCUAUCCCCGCCAGCGCGCCAUUACAGCCUGCACCACUUGUCGCGUCCGUAAGAACAAGUGCACAAAUGAAAGACCUGCGUGCGCAUCCUGCAUACGCAUGGGGGCCCGAUGUGUAUAUGAUGACAGCAAAGUCGAUCACUCCUCUUUCGAUCCCGCCAGCCUUCUGAUCUUGGAGCGACUUGACGAGGUCCUACGCCGUCUCACAUCUCAAGGCCUUGCUGCUUCUCCACUCCCCACAUAUGGCCUCAAUGUGGGACUUGUUUCGCCACUCAGCACUGGCAUCGAUACUCCACGUAAGGAGACUUUUAGUCCGUCUUACGCAGAACCUUUGUGUACAUUCUCUUCUGUCGAGCGUAUACUGGCGUGGCCUAUCUGGGAUAAUAGCGACCUCACGACAGCAGAAGAUGUCUCGGAUGCCGUGUUCACCCCGGACUUCGAAGGCAUCUGGGCUGAGCCUACUCAGGAGGACGACCUGCCCCAUGGGCCGAAGAUGCGUAGCUCUCUCAUCCAGACAAAUCCACAAGGGCAAGAUCUUACGGCCUGUGUCGAGAACUUCUUGCUCUGUGUGCACAGCAGGAACCCAUUUCUCGAUGUCGAUCAUCUCCGCCGUUGCGUGUCCGUUGUUGCAGAGUUAGGCCCCGCCUGGGACCCGUCCUCUUGUCUAGUGCUACUUGCAGCUGCCUUAGGUGUCGUUGCAAAACCGCUUGGCGCCGCUGUCCCCAGCUCUAACUCGAGUCACCGGAAGGAUGCUGACUGGGCAACGGCUGAGACUUACUACUACGCAGCGCGGCGAAGAUUCGGUCUAUUGGAUCCACACAUUACAUCCACACAGUGCUACGUGCUCUCGGGUCUGUACUGGAUCUACAAACUCCGACCUUCUCGGGCAGGACAAAACUUCACCAGAGCUAGCAUUAUGUACAUGAACCAUCGCAAGCACCGAGAAGCAGUAGCACGCAGCCAAAGACAGCAAUGGGCAACUUGUUUGAAGUACACAUCGAAUGAGAGGCGUACCUACUUUACCUGCGUCAGAUUGGAAAGCGAGAUGCUGGCGGAGCUUCGCAUACCUAGCUCGGGCAUCAACUUGACUCCAUGUACUGAUGCAUUUCCUCCGCCACCAGAGAGCGUAACAAAGCGGGCCUGCGAUCCCAACGGACCAAGCCCGGUCUCCGAUGAGAACUUCAUAUCGACACAGCAAGGCCAUGCCUCUACCGAGCAGGCUACAGCAUGGUACUAUUGCCUUACCGAGACCUCUCUCCGGCGAACCAUCGACCAGAUUCUUGACGUUUUCUACAAGAGCGACCACACUUCCUGGUUAGAUCGCCCUGUCUCACUGCUGCUGAAGAGCGCGCAUUCUUUCGAAGAGCAGUUGACAUCAUGGACCCAGUCGCUGCCCCCAGAAAUCCAGUUCACCGGUCCCGCGGCGUGCAAGGUGGGCAAAUACGACCACCACUUUGCCUUGCGGAUGCGCUACGUGUAUAUAUGUUCUCUCCUCUAUCGCCCAUUUCUUUACAUUGCGGCCAAUCUGCCACGGCAAGAGUUGUCUGAUCCCGUCCUAGCAAUGGCGCACAAAGCCAUCGAUAAUGCUUUUGCCAUGAACGAUGAGAUAGGCAUUCACUACCGCUUCGAAGGCACGUGGGCUAUGUGCCGAUUGGCGGCGGCGAAUAUCUUGACACUCUGUGCUGCCAAGCAGAGGAUGUUACUGGGUCAUGUCACAUUGGUGUUCAUCGAUCGUUCAGAGGAUGACGUAAAAAAGGCCUUGAAGAUGAACAAAGCGAGGCUCCAGUAUUGGUCGCAGGAAAGUCCAGACCUGCGAUUGUUGGCAAAGGCAGUCGAAGAACGGUGCAAUGUUGCCUUUGGUUCGUCGUAGAAGGGAUUCUCAAGGGCGAGCAUCUAACAUGGUCUUGAGGAGCAGACAAAGUCGGCUACAGGCAAUGCAUGUCUCAAAAGAAUAGGGUUGGUCAUAAGCUGUGGAGGCUACAAGUAUAUCGCUGUUACAGCCGGCAUCCUCUGCGACUUGAGAGCCGAGAUACCCCAUCCCUUCCGAAAUCGGGGCGUCCACCAGGUCUGCCUCAACGCCACUGGUCCUGGUACCU
This is a messenger RNA of Didymella exigua CBS 183.55, 2251 nucleotides long. RefSeq lists its product as uncharacterized. The coding region runs from base 61 to 2025 and encodes 654 amino acids. The transcript has 5 exons. Lineage: Eukaryota; Fungi; Ascomycota; Dothideomycetes; Pleosporales; Didymellaceae. The record is from RefSeq and is a predicted model, not a curated record. Gene Ontology annotation, biological process: regulation of DNA-templated transcription. Gene Ontology annotation, molecular function: zinc ion binding; DNA-binding transcription factor activity, RNA polymerase II-specific.